GUUUGGGCGUGGUUUAGGUCGUCGCUGUGAACAGUUAUUUAACAUAAUAAACAAGGGACAUUCUAUAAACGUAGUUAACGCGGGCAUAUUAUCGCGGUAAACUUCAGGACAGCAUAGUUUUUUCAAGGUUUUGGGAGAUUUAUUUUCCUCAGUGGAUCCAAAGCUUUUCAGAGCGGAAAAAAAGCUGCUCGGAUCUAUUCUAGUCCAGUUGUGCUGAAGGACAGAACACCGUGUAGUUCUUGGAGGACCAAGAAUCUUCAGACACGGUUUUAAAGUUGUUUUUGGAGUCACGUGAUCGAUUCACGUGCCGAUCUCUUUCUUCAGAUGAUGUUGACAUUUUUCACUGUUUUUUAUGUCCUCUUUGGUGAGUUCUAAUUCUGUUAUUUUAUUUUUUUUUUAUUUGGGCUUGUUUGAUUUAAGGUAGGAGAGAACAAAUAAUUAAAUAAAUCCUUGCAUCUAUUAACUUUUAAUUUACACAAAUUUAAUUAGUAUUUUCUUUACUUUUAUUAUGUUUGCCCAACUUAUACAUAAGUAACAACACAUCAUCACUUAUAGUCCAAAAAUCCCUUUAAAGAAUCAUUCUCCAGACUUUAAGUACCUAAAUAUAAGAUGUGUGACUGGAGUUUAAAUGUUCAAAACAUUGUCAGAGACAAACUGCAUAAAUAAGUUAAAACACAGACAAAAAAAAAAGUAAGAUCAACAGUGUUUAUGAGUACUGAGAGCAUAUCCUCACUGGAUUUUAUAAACUAACUCAAAAAUACACAGUACACAUGUAAGUUUCUGAUCUAAUUAAGACUCUGAUUCAAAUUGUAUUAAAUGCAAUUGUGUCUCAACCUGAAGCCAUGGUCUUCUUCAUGAGUGAAUCAGAACGUGGAAUGAACAGGCAGAUUGGAGUGGUAUGCUGCCGGUCUGUUAUGUGAGCUGUGUCAGAAUUUAAAGCUCCUAAUUUGUUUAAAUACUCACCUGUGGUCAUGAGGCAUAACUGAAAGAACAAUGUCUUGGAUGAAAGCAUCUAAACUGAGCUGAAAUAGGCAGUGCCUUAGAGAUGAGGGGAGGCGGUGGUCUAGAUCCCUCACAUACUUGGGGAGGCGUUAUAACCAUAUCCUACAGGACAGACACCCUAAGGAACUCCCAGGGCAUGUACCGGAGAAACUACAUCUCUCAACUGGCCUUGGUCCCCCUUGGAACCCCCUCAUAGCAGCUGGAGGGAAGAAGUUCUUCCCGUGGAUUUCAGAUCAAAAAAGUGUGCUACGGGGACAGUGUAAAUAUAGAACUUAAGUCAUAUUACAAAGGAUCGCUGUAUUUCUAUCCAAUCGCAGGAGGAGCAAGGAAACUACUAAUGGAUAAUCGAGAAGCUAAGGAUCCACGGCUCAAAGUUUUCAGUGACUCAGUAACGUUGACACAGUUGACUGAAAGAGAUAAUGGAGAUUUUGUUCUAUUAAGCAGUACUGGACAAAACUUAAAUUAUCUUUCACUGACAAUCAAUGAUUGUUCUAAAUACGUCGAAUUGUUUUACGGUCAAGAAAUGAUGCACAUUGUUCCUAGCAAUGCUGACCUGCUGGAGUUCACCCCCUUACAUAGACUAGACCAGCCUCAGCUUCUGUGGGAACGUACAAACCCUUUCCGCAAUUAUGGAGGACGGCGGAGAGUGAGCGGUGGCUUGUUUAGGAUUUACAAAAUCACCCAGGAAGAUAAUGGCUACUACAACUUUCGUAAAAAAGACAAAUCUGUGGUGUCUAGGAUUCAUCUCAAUGUACAAGAAAAGACCAGUUACUACAAUGCUAAGGAAAAUGAAAAAAUCAUCCUCCCAUUUCCUUGGGAGAAUGGAAACUGGACUGUCACUUUUAAGCAAAAGAAUGAAGAAGGAAUAUCAAUCAUGAAAUCAGGAAGAGUGGACAUAAGCGUUUACCGGUUGAGUCGUAAAUUGAGCUUUAAAAGCUAUGGCAUAGAAAUGUGUUGCUUACGUCUCAACGAUGCUGGCACCUUUGAGUUCAGAGAUUCUGCAGGAAACCUGGCUUUGGUUUCUCAUGUGAUCAUUACUGUUAAGAUUCCAGAACUUCCUCAAAGUAAUGCAUAUAUAAUUGUGGCUGUCGUGGCUGGCGUUUUGGGUUACCUCUGCUUCUGCUGUUGCUGUUGUAAAAAGUUCUGCUGUUCAAAUGAAAAGCCUCCUUCUGAGGUCGCUCAGACUGCAGAGGAACCUAAAGUCUUUUAUCAUGAUUUAAAUGAGCCUGAAGGUUCUGGAUUUUCUGCUGCACCUUAUCCUGCAGCGUUCCCUCCUCCAGCAGGGAAUGUACCUUUCCCUCCUCCAGCAAUGAAUGCUGGGAUUUCUCAUGAUGCUGCAGCUGCUUCCUCUGGACCUGUGGUAUGCCACCAUGGAAAUACAAACAUCUCUCAGCCUGAGGUUGCACCUCAAGCGUCAGAUCAAUCUGCUCCAUCUUCAUCUGGUUACAACCCUCUGCCAUCACACUCUCAACCAAUGUUUGAGACAUACCAACCAACCUAUGAGAUUAAGAAUAUCUCUCAGCCUGGGGUCGCACCUGGAGCUUCGGAGCAAUCUGCUCCAUCUUCAUCUUCUGGUUACAACCCUGUGUCUUCAGACUAUCAACCAAUGUUUGAGGUGAAAGGACUAAACUCCACCUUUGAUCUACCUCUCAGUGCAGAAAACUCUUCUACGGAUGUUUACAACUCAGAUAAAAUGAACUUUCUGUAACAAGGAAUUAUAGUCCUUGUAAAAAGAAACAGUGUUUUGCAGACUUAAACAGACAGAACCCAUUGUCCAAUAGGAGUGCUUAGGUUACUUAUCAGACAGAAGAUAAUUGGAUUCAUUCACACUGUGAUAAUAGAGAAUCAAAUGUAAAGAUGCAGUUAAAUGAUGAUCAUCAGUGCACUUAUAUAUACAAUCCAUACCACUAAAAAAAAGUCACUGUAAAUGUCAGUAAUUGUGCUAAUGUAAUCCGCAACAUUUCGCCUAUGUUGGAGAAAAAUAAAAUACUCCUCCUUUUACUGUAUGAACUAUGUACUUUAAUUGUACCUGCUUGUCUUUAAACUGUUAUUUGCACUUCCUUUACCUGUUACAAACCUCACUGCAUGUCAAGGUGCAACUAUAUCUUUGUAUAUCGUCACUGUCUAUAUGCUGUGUGGAGUUUCUAAUUUUACAAGUGGGUAAUCUCCAUACAAAUACACCUGUUUGUCUGUUUUGUUUUUUUCUGCUAUGCUUUUGAAGUUAAGUUAACCAGCUAAAGGCUGAACCACUAUGAUAGAAAUGUUAUUACUGCCUGUCACACACAUUUUGAACUCGUAACCACACCAUCUUUGUAUUGUACUUGGAGCUAAAUGUAGAGCAGGAAAAUCAACACAAGUAAAAAAAAAAGUCUGGCAGUAUAAGUCAUAACGCAUGUACUUUUUCGUGUUCAUGUCAUUGACUGUAUAUGAGAACUGGAGUUCCCCCUCGUACGCUAAAUAGACAGUACCUGCUGGUUUCAAAAAGCUGAAAUCCCAGACUUCUAUAGAGAAAUAUAUAGCUAUUACUCAGUCAUUCAAUUUGUCAGAAUAUGUCUUCUUACUAAUCCUAAUUCUUUUUUUUAAUGAUAUUUUUGCUGUAGCAAUCAUUCAAGUUAUAAAUUGACCAAUCAGAUGAUGUAAUUUGGUCAGAACCAGAAGCGUGUCAUAUCCUCUGUAUAAUGUCACACUCAGUCCAGUUCUCUAAUGCAGUCGAUAUUUUUGCAGUUAACCAAAGAUCUGCCUAUGGGAGCAAAAGGGCCUCAAAUGCCUUAUAUCAACACGUCAGUUGUAGUAGGAAAAAAAUGAACAUGUUUAAACCUGUUGCUGCCAGUUGUUUAUUUCUAUUGCAACUGAUUCACUUCUCACACAGAUGCCUGUAACACUGGACUGAUAAAAAUGUUCAGCUCAAGUGUGAGUUGACUCUUUGCAACUUGUCUUUUUACCAAUCUGAAUUAUAGCAUUUUGAAAGUUUUGGUUUGAAAAACAUGAAGUUCUGCACAUAUAACUAAGCCAUCUUUGUAUGGGUAUAAAAUGAUUUUUUUUUCUAUGGAGUUGUAACUUUUUAUGUGUUUGUAAUGUUAAUAUAAUUCAUUCUAUGGUGUAUUUUAUGAAUGCAUAAUUUUUUAUGUGGAGUAUUUUAAACAUCUCAUCACCACCAAAUAUACCAUGAGUCUCUCAGGUUUUCUGCAUAUGUUUCAAUGGAGUAAAGCCAAAAUUCAUGUUUAAACAGUAAAGUAUUUGAAUGAUAAAUGCA
Molecule: messenger RNA, 4255 nt
Organism: Oryzias melastigma (Indian medaka)
Lineage: Eukaryota; Metazoa; Chordata; Actinopteri; Beloniformes; Adrianichthyidae
Exons: 12
Coding region: 1340-2710 (456 amino acids)
Source: RefSeq, a predicted model, not a curated record